This is a messenger RNA of Xenopus tropicalis (tropical clawed frog), 3987 nucleotides long. It is a transcript of the gene gal3st1, whose product is annotated as galactose-3-O-sulfotransferase 1. The coding region runs from base 501 to 1784 and encodes 427 amino acids. The record is from RefSeq and is a predicted model, not a curated record. The transcript is spliced from 3 exons. NCBI's taxonomy places the organism in Eukaryota, Metazoa, Chordata, Amphibia, Anura, Pipidae. Gene Ontology annotation, cellular component: Golgi membrane; membrane. Gene Ontology annotation, biological process: glycolipid biosynthetic process. Gene Ontology annotation, molecular function: galactosylceramide sulfotransferase activity; galactose 3-O-sulfotransferase activity.
UGGGCACAGCUGAAUGGGCUCUCUGUGAAGAGAGAGAAAGAGAGGGGAGGAGGGAACGAGAGAUUGGGAGGGGGGCCGCACAAAGAAUGGGAGUUGGAGCCGAGAAUGUGCGUGAGGAAAGGAAAUAGAACAAGUUGCUGAAAGGGGACAGAGGUGCACUGGGUUAGUUAAAGCACAAAGUCUAAUUGGAGUGAAGGGAAAAAUGAGGAACUAUGGGAGAAUAGAGGGUUAAUGAGAGUGCCGAGGAAGAGCAAGCCAAGGCAGAUAGUGCAACGCUUAGGGUUGAUGGUGCCAGGAGACGCAGGCGGGGCCAGGUGCGACAGAUUCGGCUUGAGCUGCGAAGAACCCUAGCUACUGCCUCUGUCUGUGCCCUGACACUGAGGGGACUGCUGACACCACAUCUAUGACUGAAUAGAAAGAGAAUGGCUCAGUGAGGUCUCCAGUCACACGUUUAUUUGCAGAGACUAAGACGGCUGCAAGAAAGAUCAGCUGGGUCAGAGAUGAAUUGUGUGCAGUCCCAAGGGAAGUUAUGGCGCUCCAUAUGGAAAGGUUUGGCACUGGGGACUCUUCUCACCAGUUUUUUGAUUCUCCUGUAUUCCUAUGCUGCACCACCCUUAAACCUCAGCAGCACAGACAACCCUGUAGCAUUCCAGUGUUUUGCAUCUUCACCUCCUAUUGCCUCAAGGCGACUCACAAAUUUCUCUGCUAAAGGGACGUCGCAGUGCCAACAACAGCACAACCUUUUUUUCCUGAAGACCCACAAGACUGGAAGUAGCACUAUCCUUAACAUUCUUUUCCGUUAUGGGCAAAAAAAUAACCUUCACUUUGCAUUUCCCCGUGGACGGAAUGACUUUGACUACCCAGAUUAUUUUCAACGCUGGCAGGUAGAGGGUUACCAACCCGGUGCCUGCUUUAAUGUCAUCUGCAACCACAUGCGUUACCAGCAUUCAGAAGUAAGAGCACUUCUGCCACUGGAUGCAACCUUUGUUACUGUACUCCGAGAUCCCGCACUGCUCUUUGAAUCCUCUUUCCAAUAUUUUGCCAGAGUUAUUCCACUAACGUGGAAGCUGCCAGGUUCUAGUAAUGUGCAAAAGAUGGAGGAAUUCCUCCAGAGCCCACAUACUUACUAUGAUUCAAGUGGUUUUAAUGCCCAAUAUCUGCAUAACCUACAGGCUUAUGACCUUGGCUAUGACAAUGACGUGGAAGACCUCAAUGUAAAGCAGGUGCUGGAUGAGUUGGAUGGACGUUUCCACUUGGUCAUGCUUCUAGAAUAUUUUGAUGAAUCUUUACUGCUGUUGCGUGAACUAAUGUGUUGGGAAAUGGAUGAUAUACUCUACUUUAAACUGAAUGCACGCAAAGACUCCGGUGUGUCCCGUCUGAGCCCUGAGAUGUACCAACUGGCACAUAAAUGGAAUGCAGUUGACACACUGAUUUAUCAGCACUUCAACUCAACAUUCUGGAGAAAAGUUGAAGAGUAUGGGAGUAAAAGGAUGCAUCAAGAUGUGCUUGAGCUAAGGCGAAGGAAUGAAGAACUAAAAAAUGAGUGCAUUGCAGGAGGGGGUGCUGUUGAUUCCAGCAAAAUUCUGGAGUCUGGACUGCAACCUUGGCAGCCAAUUGGGGAAAAAACCAUCCAGGGAUAUAACUUAAAAAACAACAUUUCACCCAAACAUAAGCAGUUAUGCAGGAACAUGCUGACUCCUGAAAUACAAUACAUGAGCCAGCUAGGCGCAGAUUUGUGGGUCACACAACUGUGGGGAAAAAUCAGGGCGUUGAUGCAGUGGUGAUUGUGUACCUUAGUUAGCCCAUUUAUUGAAAGAGCUUGUUUAAGGCACAAAGGAACUGGUGACUGAAGCAAGAGUUAUGGUGUUUAAGGAUAUUACUGAAAAUGUUUUGUAUCAUUUUUAUAAAAAAGCUAAGUAUGACUGGCAGUUGCCAUGAAUUGCACCAGAAGUGUUUCUAAAGCAAAGCAGUAUUUUUUUUGCAAGAAUGGUUAAUUUAAAAAAAAUUUCAACAUUAGUCAGUAUCUAAAUUAAAUUUUGCUUGAGACCAAAUCAAACAGAAAUCAGUUAUUUAUCAAAAGUUAUUUAUCAAAAGCUUAUGAAGCAUUCACACCAAUGCAACACAGUUUCAGUUCAAAGAACAGAGGAAACUAAGAGAUGGUCCUGCCAUUUCACUUUUAGUUUAAAUAGUGCAGUAUGGGAUUUCAUCAAGUUAAACACAAAGGACUGCAGGCUAGACAGUCCACUUGCUGAAUCUACUAUGCUACAGUGCAAGAAAGAAAGAAAGUUUCAGUGUUAUGUAUUUACAGUACAUGAGCUAUGCUAUGAGCACUUCCCCUAUAUCAUAUAAGUACUGCAUGGAAGCAGGAGAUUUCAUAUAUAUAUAUAUAUAUAUAUAUAUAUAUAUAUAUAUAUAUAGAUAUAUAGAUAGAGAGAGAGGCAUGAAAUCUUUGUCAAUAUAUAAGUUUCUGGCUGGAUCAGUUUUGCUUAUCGGUACAUCUCGAAAAUCCUUGCACUCUUCCUGCCUUUCCUGUUUUCAGUCUAGACAUUAUUGCCUCAUAGUAACACUAAUUAAAAAGGUUGUUCACCUUAGAAUUAACUUUUAGUAUGAUGUAGAGAAUGAUAUUCUGACACAAUUCAGUAAGUCUCCAGUUUGGAAUUUUAACACCUAUCGGAUUCCUAGGGUUUAAAUUAUCCUUAGCAACCAGGCAGUGAUUUGAAAAGAGAGGCUGAAUAUGAACAGGAGAGGGUCUGAAUAGAAAUAUAAGUAAUAAAAAGUAACAAUUACAAUAGCAUUUUUGUGGCUGGGGGUCAGUGACCCCCAUUUGAAAGCUAAAAGGAGUCAGAAGAAGAAGGCAAUUAAAAGUUAACUUAAAAGGUCAAAAAAAUCUAACCAGAGUAAAACAAAUCCUGGUUUAGUCUCCAACAAACCAUAGGACCAUAUAAUGUAAGAAUAAAAUGUAACAUUCAUGUAGGAUACAUGCUUCGCAGUGAUAUAUUUAUUGUCCUUAUAGUUGACAUAUUUGUUCUUGUGACAAGUCCAGAGCCAUUUCUUUUUGUUGCACUAAAAUGGGCAUUUAUAUAUAUGUAUACAUUUCUGUGUUAUAUAUUUCUAUAACUAUGUAAUGCAUUGUACAAUAGGCAAUAAAACAUACAAAAUUAGGGUACUUGGAUACACUGAAUAUAUGAUGGUUCUGGCUGUAAUUGGCCAAAUCUGCUCUAAGCAACAGUGGACAAGAAAAAAAAAAAUAAUUUCAUAAGCAAAUUGGGAUUCUGCCUCAGUGUGACCUAUGUACAAAUCUUUUAUGCAGAAUUUAGUAUUUGGCCAAAUCCAGGAACUUUGGAUAUGUAUAGCCUGGCUAGUGGUGCUAACUGGACUAAAGAAUGUACAUUACUUGUACUGUAAUAGGAAAUGCCACACAUACUACAUAAUAGUGUAAUACCCAUUAGUGGUGCACUGAAUAAAGCCUAGUACAUAAAUAUAAGACCCUGGUGCAAAAUUUGGGUUUGGGACCCUUCCUUGUGCAGGGCAGCAGUAAAGGGGGACCAAUAUAGGGGCCCUAUUAUACCUUGGGUCAUGAAAACCUAUAUUUAGUACUUAUUGGCCUUAGUGAGAAGUCAAUUUUGCUGGAAACCCUGUUUGUUGUACUCAUAGAGUGAAAUAUAAAGAAGAUUCUAAUAACUGCAAAGGUGAAUAUUUAUUCAGACAACUUUUACAACAGCAAACAAUAGUGGGUGGGUUCUACACCUCCCAUUUUCAGGUAUUUUUGUUAUCAUAUAAAGACACCCUAAUUAAUAACAGUGUCUCAACCCUACAACCUAUAUUCACUCUUAACACUCAUCCCCUACAAAAGAAAUAAUAUCCUCCAUUAGAUCAUUCAGGAUUUUUUAGAUCCCUGUCCCCCUGUAGUUAUACAUAAUUCUAAGCAACUUUCCAAUAUGAAUUUCUUAAAAAAUUUUGUAGAGCUUUAAAAGUUAUUUGUAAAUG